AUGGCGUUUGCGCUGACGGCUCGUGCUCGACUUGCUAGCCACAGCCUCCGAGGGGUUAUGCAAUAUUCAGUGAAACUUCGCAUAACCAACGCAAACUUCUCGGGCUGCUCUUNNNNAUUCCUGGGGACUCUCGAGGGCUUCGGAGCCCCGGCUUCCCCUACAAAAUGUUCACUGCUCUCUUCCCUUCCAGCCGACGCCUGCGACAAAUCCAAGUCAUCGCACAGCGUGUUGAUCACUGGUUAUGGGGAGGAUAAAGACGGCACCAAAUAUUGGGAGUUCAAGAACUCCUGGGGCACGGAUUGGGGGAUGCAGGGCUAUGGUAGACUGCUCCGUGGAAAAGGUGGCAAAGGUGAAUGUGGCAUCCUGAAGCAAGCUUACUAUCCCCUUUUGAAGGACGACCUCGAUCCUGGCGAGCUGUGUGU
Molecule: messenger RNA, 422 nt
Organism: Perkinsus marinus ATCC 50983
Lineage: Eukaryota; Perkinsozoa; Perkinsida; Perkinsidae
Exons: 4
Cellular component (GO): lysosome
Molecular function (GO): cysteine-type endopeptidase activity
Source: RefSeq, a predicted model, not a curated record